GAGAGGAGGAGAGAGGAGAGGAGGAGAGAGGAGGAGAGAGGAGAGGUUCUUCAGGUUCUUCAGGAAGAAGCAACGUCAGAGUGUCCUGAUGGACGAGACGGUGAAACCUCUGAGGGUUCCUCCUCAGGUGUCCCUCUACGGGGACAAACACAACAUCUCACACCUGGUGCAGGGUCUGAUGUCCAGUCUGGUGAUCCAUCAGCCUGAAGAUCCGAUCGACUUCCUGAUCAGAGACCUUCGGAGGAACCGAGAGGACGUCCCCAGGGUGCUGCUGCUCGGUCCUCCUGCCGUCGGGAAACACACCCUGGCCCGGAGGCUGAGUGCUGAGCUGAGAGCCGUCCAUGUGACCAGAGACAGUCUGCUGGACCAAUCGGAGCGUCUUCAGGAGCUUCCUGUUGAGCUGCUGGUCCGACUGGUUCAUCAGAGACUGACUGAGACUGACUGCUUCAACAGGGGCUGGGUGUUGGAGGGAAUCCCUCAGACUCGUCAGCAGGCUCUGAGUCUCCAGCAGGCCGGGGUCAUCCCUGAACAUGUUGUGGUGUUGGAGGCUCCUGAUGGCGUGCUGUUGGAGAGGUUUCGGGGGAAACUGGUCGACCCGCUGACGGGGGACGUGUACCAUCAGACCUUCGUCUGGCCGGUGGACGACUUCGUUGCUCAGCGUCUGGAGGAGGACCGGAGCACGUCAGAGGAGCAGCGAUUGGCUGAGCUGCAGCGUUACCGCUGUGAGGUCACAGGUCUGAGCUCAGCCUAUCAGCACGUCCUGAAGGUCGUCAACGCCGACCAGCCGCACACUGACGUUUACCAGCAAGUUGCGUCUUUCGUCAGGACUCGUCAUCGCUCCAGAACUCCCAGAAUCCUCCUGGUUGGUCCUCCGGGGUCGGGGAAGAGUCUCCAGGCCAGACUGCUCUCAGAGAAAUACAAGAUGGUGGAUGUGUGCUGUGGUCAGCUGUUGAGGUCUGUAUCAGCUGAGGGUUCAGUUCUGGGAGAAGAGAUCCGAUCACACCUGGAUGAUGGGAGGCCAGUUCCAGACUCCCUGGUGCUGCAGGUUCUGGAGGAGCGACUGAGUCGAGUGGACUGUAGCUGCAGAGGCUGGAUCCUCCACGGCUUCCCCCGAGACCUGCAGCAGGCCAAGACCCUGCAAGAGACCCUCCAACCCAACAGGUAAUACUACGACUGCUACUACUGCUACUGCUACUACUA
This is a messenger RNA of Sebastes umbrosus (honeycomb rockfish), 1200 nucleotides long. It is a transcript of the gene ak8, whose product is annotated as adenylate kinase 8. The record is from RefSeq and is a predicted model, not a curated record. The transcript is spliced from 11 exons. Gene Ontology annotation, molecular function: nucleoside diphosphate kinase activity; AMP kinase activity; ATP binding. Gene Ontology annotation, cellular component: cytoplasm. Gene Ontology annotation, biological process: nucleoside triphosphate biosynthetic process. NCBI's taxonomy places the organism in Eukaryota, Metazoa, Chordata, Actinopteri, Perciformes, Sebastidae. Bases 89 to 1165 code for a protein of 358 amino acids.